GGGGCGUGAGUGACGUCCAUUAAUACAGCAAAGUACUCCGCUGCCGUCCAGACUUGAAGGACAAUAUUGGCAACCAGCAGGUCGCACUUAGACUUCUUUAACUCGAAUAUAACCAAGUCAUUCAACGACAUUUUCCACCGGAGGACCACAACUCGACGAGUUAGCGCGAACUGCUGAGCCUCUACUUGGGUCUAUUUUAAUGCCAUGGAGUUUCCAGAUCUGGGAGAACACUGCUCCGAGAAGACCUGCAAGCGUUUAGACUUCCUUCCUAUGAAAUGUGAUGCCUGUGAGGAGAUAUUCUGCAAGGACCACAUCACCUACGAGCACCACAAAUGUACCUCGUCCUACAAAAAGGAUGUACAAGUUCCAGUAUGUCCUCUGUGCAACACCCCGAUUCCCACCAAGAGAGGAGAGAUGCCCGAUAUCAAAGUCGGGGAACACAUCGAUCGGGAUUGCAAAUCGGACCCUGCACAAAGAAAAAGAAAGAUAUUCACCAACAGGUGUUCCAAAGGCGGCUGCAAGCAGAAGGAAAUGAUGAGAGUCACGUGUGGCCAAUGUCAUUUAAACUACUGUCUUAAGCACAGACACCCUCUUGACCAUGAUUGUAAGACUGGUGGCAAACCUCUGUCCCAGUCCGGACACGCUGCUUUAAUGAGGGCCCAGUGUUCUUCCUCUGUCUCUUCGGGAGCUUCAAGAUCAGUUUCUAAUGGAAUCGGUUCCAGUAGCAGAGGCCACAAUAGCAACAGCACCAGCCGAGCCAUCCCCACUUCGGUAUCGGCGCAGAACGUGGCGCAGCCGCAGGCCUCGUUUCAGGCGGGGAUGACGGAGGAGCAGGCCUUACAAAGAGCUGUAGAGAUGUCCCUGGCAGAGUCCAGACAAGACACUCCGCCAGCCCUCAGCCCGCAGGAGCAGGAGGACCUGGCGUUGGCUCAGGCCCUGGCCGCCAGUGAAGAAGAAUACAGACGCCAGCAGCAGAGACAACAGGGCAGAGAGUCAAAACAGUCCAACUGCAGCCUUUCUUAAUCUUGGACCGCUGGAUUUUAACUUCAAACUGUGCUAAUGCUACACUGCAAACCUCACCAAUGGGAUUAUCAACAUCCAGAGAUUGUUUUUCCAAACAAAAAGAAGAAACCAUCACAAAGCUGCUCACUUGUCGCCUUCUGUACACUACAAACCAAGCACACCAUCACCCAGGUUGUCAAUCAUUUGCUCUGUAUAUAUUUUAUAUGCUAAUAUUGCCACCUAUGAAGAAUGAAUGAAUUAUUUCAAACCUGCAACUCUAAUUUGCUCUUGUUUUUUUUUUUUGCAAAAUGGUGCUUAGCAGUGUCAUGGAUAUUCCACAUGUGUCCAGCAGAGGGCAGUAUAUACCAUGCCAUAAAUCAUGUUCAUCAGUGAAUCCUACAUCAUUCGACCUCAACUAUUAUUAGGAACACAGAGUCCAUAGCAAAACACAAAACUAAUAAUAUAAUCAAUGUUUGGAAAAUUACUUAUAAAAAGUGAUUACCGUAUUUUUCGGAGUAUAAGUCGCACUUGCCGAAAAUGCAUAAUAAAGAAGGAAAAAAACAUAAGUCGCAUUUUUGGGGGAAAUGUAUUUGAUAAAAGCCAACACCAAGAAUAGACAUUUGAAAGGCAAUUUAAAAUAAAUAAAGAAUAGUGAACAACAGGCUGAAUAAGUGUAUGUUAUAUGAGGCAUAAAUAAGCAACUGAGAACGUGCCUGGUAUGUUAACGUAACAUAUUAUGGUAAGAGUCAUUCAAAUAACUAUAACAUAUAGAACAUGCUAUACGUUUACCAAACAAUCUGUCACUCCUAAUCGCUAAAUCCCAUGAAAUCUUAUACGUCUAGUCUCUUACGUGAAUGAGCUAAAUAUUAUUUGAUAUUUUACGCUAAUGUGUUAAUUUCACACAUAAGUCGCUCCUGAGUAUAAGUCGCACCCCCGGCCAAACUAUGAAAAAAAACUGCGACUUAUAGUUCGAAAAAUACGGUAAUUAUAGUUAUUUUACCCCCCAAAAAAAUGUAAUUGCAAAGUGAAGUACUCUAAUAAAAGUAUUUAAUUAUGUGGGGAAGUAAUUAUUCCGUUGUCUGGCAUAUGCAGUUGAGAUGUUUCAUAAGACAUAUGUAUGUGCCUUUAAAAGGCAGUGCCUGUUGCUGAAGUGACGUCUGUCAGCGCCCACACAGAGCAGCAUUAGAACAGCUGUGAAGGCAGCGCUUUUAAAU
Entelurus aequoreus (snake pipefish) is the source of this 2216-nucleotide messenger RNA. RefSeq names its product AN1-type zinc finger protein 2B-like. Lineage: Eukaryota; Metazoa; Chordata; Actinopteri; Syngnathiformes; Syngnathidae. The coding region runs from base 205 to 1023 and encodes 272 amino acids. The transcript is spliced from 10 exons. The record is from RefSeq and is a predicted model, not a curated record. Gene Ontology annotation, molecular function: zinc ion binding. Gene Ontology annotation, cellular component: endoplasmic reticulum; cytoplasm. Gene Ontology annotation, biological process: proteasome-mediated ubiquitin-dependent protein catabolic process; protein targeting to ER.